UUGGGGGGGAAAAAGUACUUUCAGUUGCUGAUGAGUAGGAGUUUCAGCCUCUUCGUUUUUUACGUGUUCGCUGUGAUGCGUGCAUCCCUGUGUUAUGUAACGCCCGUGGUUACCAGCGCAGCAUCACAUGGUUGCUACCUUCUCUCUCAAGCUUUCUCUCAGUACUGGACACAAGCCGUAGUCGUUUCAAGGAUCGGUGCCAGACGGCCCGGAAGCAGGGAAGAAAACGGAUAUUCAUCUCUCUCUCCUCCUGCGUUGUUUUUUUUCUCUCUCUCCCAAGGUUCCUGGGGUGUUUAGUUUCCUGGGUCUCAGAAAGAAGUGAAAUGGAACCUUUGAUUAUGUAACGACGCGUUAUGUAAUACAGCCAUCGCCCGCUCCCCGGCACACGGAGGCCAGUGGAACGCUUACUGUCACCUUCCAGCUGCUUUCCCUUAACGUGUCCCAGCCGUCUUUGAAAUGGCCCGCAAUCUCGAUGUCGCAUUUCUUAGCGUCACAUAUUCAUGCAUUUAUAUGAAUCCCUCUGUCUCUUUUAAUAAAACGUUGAGCUUUCUGUUUAUACUCACCUUCAUCGCAAAAUAUAUAAGCCCUGCAGUAGCAUUAAACAGACAAUAUUGGUGUGACAUCAUGUUCCGUGUUUUAGGUCAGUUAAUGGUGAUAAGAUUUCAUAGUUAACAAGUAUGACAUUGUAGGAUGAUAUCAUCAGAGAUUAUUUUGGUAAUGGAAAAAAUGCACAAAGUGUUUCCUUAAAGUGCUCGGCGCCAUAAAUCUUUUAUAUAUCAUUCCUGGCUGUACAUAUGUAUAAAGAAAAUGUUCGACUUGAACCGUAAGUUACAAAAAAAAAACCUUGUAUCUUGGGCCCCUCUUCAGUGUGUAGUCUGUUAUUUGUUUUGGCCGCAUUCAAAUGAAACGCUGUUAAAUAUCUAUUAGCCUCCAAACUUUGUAAAUCCUUUGCAGUUUUAAGUUAGGCUGCUGACCUGUUUGCUGUGCUUGAGGUUAUGCGUUUGUCCAGUCAUGGGGACAGUCCCUCUUCUUUUUUGCUGAAUAUUGAUCUUAUCCCUCUUAAAUGAAUUUUACUGUAGUUUUUCUUCACUAAAUAAUUUGCUUGUUUGAAGAAAAGCUAUUGCUUGUUUGAAAAAAAACACCCACUUUUUAAAAUAGUGUUUUGAACAUUUUUUAAUGUUAAUUUAAGCCUUGAUGCUGGCUAAAGUAAGGGUGUUUAAUGGCCUUUUUCACCAGCUUGUUCCUCUAGGUGACAAAUCUGACACUUAAAUCUGUGGUUCACCUGUCAUUAUGCAGAUCUUAAAUACUUAGUCCAAAUUUUGAUCAUUUUUGGAGAUGUUGCAUAAAUAAAAUAUUCAUUUUAUUUGAAUGCAGUUUUCUUUCUUUUUUCUCUUAUGUGCUAUGUUUUUGUAUUGAUUUUUUGGUAUAGAAUUAUAAUAGUCAUCGUUUUGUCCAGCUUUUAAACAGGCUAUGCUGGUGAUCUUUGGUGAUUCAAGAAACUAAGUAUAAAGGUGCUGGAUUUAGCCUCUCACCUUGAAAUGUUUCAGUGUUACAGAACAGAUGGGCAUUUAUGAAAGUCCAUUAACUUGGGUAACUGAGGUUUUUUUUUUUUUUUCUUUUUUCCUGCUGUCCGAAUCAAAGGAGUAGCCUGCAUGUGCUAUAAAUAUGAUUAUAGGUCUUAAAAUGAUCUGCUGAUGGUGAGAGCUAUUUCCGGAAGAAAGAGAAGAGCGAGAGCUGUCCCAGCCCCAAUUAUCGCUAAUCAGCCAAACCUUUUGCCUUAAGCAGGGCACAAUUUUGCCUGCGUUAACUGACAUAUGUAGGUAUCGUUGCUUUUCAGUUGUUAUAUAAGUGUUCUGUAGAGUAAAGAGGAUGCCUGGUGAUCUCAGCCCAAUGAACAAUGAAGUCCCUAUUGGACCCCCCCCCAACUGGUCCUGAGCGCCUGUGGGGAGGAAACUCUUCCUUUUAGUGCAUAUAGUCCUGCUGUCAGUCAUUAGAUACCAGUCCGGUACCUUCUUUAUAUACAGGCGGUUUGUUCCUGUUUAUUUUAGGUUAUUAAUUUAGUGUUUAUUCAUUUUCACUUCGUGGUCCCUCCCUUUUCUGGAUUGGAUGUCGUCCUGAGCAUCCUCAGGGGACCUCUUUCAGCACAGAGAAUGAAGCCCAGGGAGGGGACACCUUGGGGUGGCAGGGCACCCCACCAUCUACCUCACCGUCAGGAGAGGCCUCGUCGCGGCCCUCAUCACGGCCCUCCUCCCAGCCAGACAGCCACAGCUCGGUCUCCCUUGGCAGCACCAAGAAGAGGAUCUCUAAGCCUGCUCAUAUGCGAAGGAACAUUCGCAAGAUCUUGCGAGAGCAACAGUUAGAAGCCGUAACCAAAGCUGCCCAGCAGGAGGAGUUGGAGAGGCGGAAGAGGCUAGAGCAGCAAAGGAAGGACUUCCCUGUGCCUCUCCCAGAGCUCACACAAGGGGAUGGUGUUCUGAGGCUGGCAGAUGUACCCCAGAGCAUAUCAUCAACCCCGGUCGCUAAGCAGGAGGUGAUCUGCCUGGACAGCAGUGCCAGCGCCAGCGAGGAUGAUACCGGGGGUCCGGUGAUCAAGGCCGCCAAGGAUGAUGUGAUCGAGCUGAGCUCCGGAGAGGAUGACACCCCGCAGAUCAGUGAUGGUACCAACGGGGAGGAAGACAGGGCGGGGACACCGGGCACCGAGGAGAGCAGCGGGGCCCAUGUCAACGACGCACUCAACCAGCCCGACGCAGAUGGCCGAGUCCUGGUCAACAUCAACCACCCCUCCAACGAGAGGGACCUCUACCUGGCUCCACAGAUCGCCAGGGUGGUCAAGCCCCACCAGAUCGGCGGGAUCCGCUUCCUCUACGAUAACCUGGUGGAAUCGCUGGAGAGGUACAGGACCAGCAGCGGCUUUGGCUGCAUCCUGGCCCACAGCAUGGGCCUGGGCAAAACUCUGCAGGUCAUCUCCUUCGUCGACAUCCUGCUUCGCCACACCGGAGCUCACACUGUGCUGGCUAUUGUCCCGGUGAACACGCUACAGAACUGGCUCGCGGAAUUCAACAUGUGGCUGCCUUCCCCUGAAGCCCUGAUCCCAGAGACCAGCCCCGCCAACGUGUUGCCUCGGACCUUCAGAGUGCACAUCCUUAACGAUGAGCAUAAGACCAUGACCGCUCGUGCCAAGGUGAUAGGCGAUUGGUCAGUGGAGGGUGGUGUGCUCCUCAUGGGGUACGAGAUGUACCGCCUGCUGUCACUGAAGAAGAGCUUCGCCACCGGACGUAAGAAGAAGUCCAAGAAGCCGGCGGCACCGGUCAUCAUUGAUCUGGACGAAGAAGACCGGCAGCAGGAGCUGCUGAAAGGCGUGGAGAAAGCCCUGUCGCGGCCGGGCCCGGACGUGGUGAUAUGUGACGAGGGCCACCGUAUCAAGAACUGCCACGCCAGCACGUCUCAGGCGCUGAAGAGCAUCCGGUCGCGGCGACGUGUGGUGCUAACCGGCUACCCGCUGCAGAACAACCUCAUCGAGUACUGGUGCAUGGUGGACUUUGUGCGGCCUGACUUCCUGGGCACGCGGCAGGAGUUCAGCAACAUGUUCGAGCGACCCAUCCUCAACGGGCAGUGCAUGGACAGCACGCCACAGGACGUGCGCCUCAUGCGUUACCGCAGCCACGUGCUGCACAGCCUGCUGGAGGGCUUUGUGCAGCGGCGAGGGCACGAUGUGCUGAGGUGCCAGCUCCCCUCCAAGCAAGAGCAUGUGGUUCUGGUGCGCCUGUCGCCCAUCCAGCGGGCUCUGUACACCGAGUUCAUGAACCGCUUCCGGGAGGCCGGGAACAGCGGUUGGCUGAGCCUCAACCCGCUCAAGGCUUUCUGUGUCUGCUGCAAGAUCUGGAACCACCCAGAUGUUCUGUAUGAAGCCCUGCAGAAGGAGAACCUGGCCAGUGAGCAGGACCUCGACCUGGAUGACCUCAACAGUAACCGGUGCCCUGCGCCCGGCCUGAAAGGGAAGCCGGCGGACUCGGCUAACAGCAGGUUUGGCGUGCCUGGGAUCGGCAUCCUGCACGAGAAAGCCAACCAAGUCAUCACGUACGAAUGGGCAAAGGAUAUCAUGGCCAACUACCAAACCGGGGUUCUGGAGAACUCUGCAAAGAUGGUGCUGCUAUUUCACCUGAUCGACAAGAGCGUCAGCCAGAGGGACAAAGUUCUGGUCUUCAGUCAGAGCUUGUCUACGCUGUCCGUAAUCGAGGAGUUCCUGGUCAAAAGGCCGAUGCCUCUAGGCAAAGCUAAUGCAGAGGGCCAGAGCCAGAACUGGGUUCGCAACGUCAACUACUAUAGGCUGGAUGGGAGCACGUCGGCAUCUGAGAGAGAGCGUCUCAUCAAUCAGUUCAACGACCCCACGAAUGAUGCAGCUUGGCUGUUCUUGCUCUCCACCAGGGCAGGCUGCCUUGGCGUGAACCUGAUCGGGGCCAGCCGGGUGGUGGUGUUCGACGCCUCAUGGAACCCGUGCCACGACGCACAGGCCGUCUGCAGGGUGUACCGAUAUGGCCAGAGGAAGCCCUGUUACAUUUACCGCCUGGUGUGUGACUACACCUUGGAGAAGAAAAUCUAUGACCGGCAGAUUUCCAAGCAGGGCAUGUCCGACCGAGUGGUUGAUGAUCUGAACCCGGUGCUGAAUUUCACUCGCCGGGAGGUGGAGUCCUUGCUGCACUUUGUGGAGGAAGAGCCUGAUCCUCACCGGGUUCACCUAGACACCACAGGAGACCUGGAGACGGUCAUCCAGCAGGCCUGCUUCCUCUACCCCCAUCUCAUCACCAAGCAACCCUUCCACCACGAUUCGCUCCUGAUGGACCGCAAGGAAAUGAAGCUCACCAAAGCGGAGAAGAAGGCCGCUAAGAAGGGCUAUGAGGACGAGAAGCGUGCCUCUGUGCCCUACACAAGGCCCUCGUACGCGCACUACUACCCAGCCAGCGACCAGAGCCUCACCAACAUCCCCGCCUUCAGCCAACGCAACUGGCGGCCUCCACCGCGGUCAGACGAGAAGCCAGUAGCUAGUGUCCGCCCAGUCCAGUCCACUCCUAUUCCCAUGAUGCCUCGGCAGGUGUCCCUGAGCUCAGGGUCCUCAUUGGCUGGCCCUAGUUCAGGUGUCCACUUUCCUGUCAACUACCUCCAGAAGGCUGGUGUUUUUGUACAGAAGAUCGUCACCACCACAGACAUUGUGAUUCCAGGAAGCAACAGCAGCUCGGAUGUCCAGGCACGCAUCAGUGCCGGAGAGAGCAUUCACGUGAUCAGAGGCACCAAAGGGACCUACAUCCGAACAGGCGAUGGGAGGAUCUUUGCCAUUCGUGCAGCAGGGAAGGCGAGAUCAGGAGAUGAGAGCGCAGCCACACAGCGAGAUGCUCAGAGGUCAUCCGAGGAGCCACCCAGCAACGGCAGUAACGGCUGCGUCUCCCUCGACCAUAAGCACUUGAGCCCGGACAGCUUGGUGCGGCCCGUGUCUCCCAGCAGCCCCGAGAUCCUCAGUGAGCUGCAGAGAUACAGCGUCAGGGCCGCUGAAGACUGUGGAGGCAGUAAGCCGGCAGGGUCGGUGAUGGCGGCGACGCCGGAGAGCACCAGCGAGACAGGCAGCGCCCAGGCCGAUGUGACGGGCUCACAGCCAGGGGCAAACGCUACCACGGCGCUGGACCUGCGGGGCGCCAAGCGCAAGGCCCCCACGCCACCCUCUGACGAGCGCACCCAUGGCAAGCCGGCCUCCGGCAAACGGACCUCCGGGUCCCUGGCGCUACAGGGCUUCCCGCUCACCGGCAACUACGGCCUUCCGUCCCUGGGUCUCAACCCGGCGUUGUUGGGCUCCAUGGGCCACACCAUGUUCAUGGGAGCCAGCCCACCCUACUUCCAGUCGCAUGGCCAGUUGGGCGACCCGCGCCUUAUGUUUCCCAUGACCUCUGACCCUUUCAGCGUGGGCAGCAGCAGCCUGCCCAGCUCAUCCUCGGCGGCAUCCCCGGUGUCCACCACCUCCAUGGCGUCCUCCACUGCUGCUGGGUCCACGUCGGCCUCCCUGCCCCACUUUAUGCUCAACCCCAGUAUGGCCGGAAUACUCCCACCCGGAUUCCCCCUGGCCUAUGGCCAGUCACUGAUGCCUGAGGCCAGAAUGUACGCGAACCCGCUGCUCCCAGGCGGGGGACUCUCUGCCUCCUCAGGUACUACAGGGUCCAGCUUCCUCUCACAUUUUCCUACCCCUAGCCUCCUGGGAGCAGCACUGAGGCAGCCGGACGUGCACACGGUCUCAGAAAACGGAGGCAGCAGCUCUGACGAUGACGUGAUCGAGGUGAUGGAACAAUGAGCUCCUCUCCGCUUUCUGGGCUGGGGGGGGAGGUGGGCGCUGGGGUAGAGGUAGAAGAUGAGUAAUGGAGGAGGAGGCUUAAAGAUUCCUCUACACACACCCACGCCGUCUGCCCUGCCCCACACUCUUCUCACGAGAGGGACAGAGAGAGAAGAUCGGGACCUGAUACAGAAACUGGACAAUAAAACAAAUCCUUAUGCUGAAAUUACUGAACGUUAAAGGUAAAUGAGAAGAAGCUGAGCAUGAGAGAAUUGGGAAGGGAUGAGGGGUCGCCGGCUGCUGUCGCACACUGGGCACUGGGCUCUAACCUGCAGUGACUCCCACGUACCUCCGGGGGGUGCUGUCUGUUCAGAAGUGUCUGGCAGGUCAGCGUAGUUGUUGUCUUGAAAUGUUUUCUUUAUUAAAACAGGUGAUUAGACUAGUUUAUUUGCUAGUUUGAUAGGUCUAGGAAGUAGUACACCUGUUGGGACGGAAAAAAAUAUCAGUGAUCUGAUUGUUUUGAUCCUAAUUAUUAUUGCUAAUAUUAUUAAUAAUUUUAUAAAUGGUGGUCAUGAUCAUAAAAUUGCCCAAAGGGUUAUAAAACUGUUCUGGUUAGUCCUUGGAAAUGCAGGCAAGUUGGGGAAGGGGGGAGGGGUCAUGUUUGGAAAUGAUGGGAAAAUGAUUGGGGUGAAACGAACUCAAACUCCUGGGGUUUGGGGGGGGGGGGACCUGUACUCCUGGUUUGUUGCAACAGAAUUUCUAUGAGAAAACAGUAAAACCUUAAAAGCUCAAAGAAUGUAUUUUCAUUUCAGCCUUUAAUGACAACCUGUUGCCACAGGAUUGACAAGCAGGUGUUGGUUUUGUUGAGGCCAUUUAAGCAUUUUUCUUUUAAUCGUGAGGAAGGGGGGCUGCAGAGACCAGCAAACAGUAUAGCAGGUACAGUCCACAUGUCCCGAGGGACAGUGAGUCCAGUCGCCUUGCUGCUUUCUCACGGAAUGUCAACAGUCAGACUCAGACAUCAUAGACAGCCGCUCCAAACCAGACUCUAGCCUGUUGUCCUUCAGCAGAUGUGCUAUCUCACAGUAAUCACUGCAUCCAUCCUGGAAGCUGGCCCCAAAUUGUGCCAGUGGUUUUUGCUUCACACACCACUUUUGUCUUCAAGACUUUAUGUUUAAAAAUAAAAUUAUGAUUUUAAAAAACAGCCUGGCCUUUCCCCGUUGCUCUGGAAUGACGGGUGGAGUGACCAAGCACCCUUCUCACACCCCAACCCGUGUGCGUAAGUACACCAAACCGGGAGAACAGAAUGUGUCCGAGGAAAGUUUGAAAUAGAGCACGUGCCAAACACUGACCGCUGCCAUCUUCUGAGAGCUGGAAAGGAAGUUAGCAUCUUCUGAGCUUUUAUACGGAGGAGUGUGAACUUGCAACAAUCCACUAUACAUCUCGACACCAAAUAUAUGCAGAUAUACGAAGUCUGAAUAUACCUUUUUUUUUUUUUUUUUUUACACUACCAGCUAUAACACCAUCGUUAUUUUUCAUUUCCAUGUAAGACAUAAAAGUGAACAGAAAGGCUAUUUAAUAAAUAAGGCUACUGCAGUCUCUCCCCCCCCCCCCUCCCCCUUAGGGUCCUAUAAAGUGGAGCACCGAAAGCCUGCAGGUCACCCUUGGUUUUAACUUCUGGAUUUGCUCAUCUCAGCUUCACACUACUGCUUUGCUGGAGACAUCUUUAUGGAAGGGUUCUGGCUUUAUGUUGAGCAGGAUGCAGAGUCAUAUGUGGGUAGCUGUUUUCUGCGUGCGUGCGUGCGUGCGUGUGUGUGUGCGCUUGUGUGUGUGUAUGAUUGUAAUUGUGUUUUGGGUGUGUAUAGAAAAUCUAGGCUGUUUACAUACUACUUUCAGAUACAUUUGGUGAUAAUUAUGCUUCCUUUUAUUAUUAUUAUUUUUUUCUUAAUUACAGUCUGUGUAUUAAUUCAGGUGGAAAGAGGCAUGUGGCAUUUUAAGCCUUUGGAAAGAUGGCAUGUAUCUGGGAACCACCCCACUGUGUUCGCACUGCUCUGGCCCAAAAAUACGGCGUUUCACGUUCCAGCUACUCAAAGUCAGAAACGAUGCUGUUGGCAGGUCAAAUGAAUCUAAGUUGUGCUUCUUCUUUCUCCAGACUAUAUUCAUUUUUUUAACAAUAUUUUCUUAAACUAGUUACCUUUUCUAUUCUUUUAUAUCAUCCUUAAAAUGUUAGUUUACAUUUUUUUCCCAUUGUAUAAUUUUUUUCCUAAUUAAUUUAUUUAUGUUGGUUUAUAUUUAUUAUUGUGUAUUUUAUUUUUGUAUUUCGCGAAAUGGACAACUGACCAAAGUGUGCGUGCAGCCUGGGACCGAUGAGCACAAGCAGUAUGUUCACCACAGGCUACUGCCGGCCAGAAUAAAUGACAUGGUAUUCUGCUGUUUACUCAGCUUCUCAUAGAUCGUGGAGUAGCAGGUAGCUUGCUUGUUAAAAGGAACCUUUUGAGAUCUUGGUCACAGUUUUUGUUGAGAAUACAUUAGCCAUCAGUCCAUUGCAGGUAGGGACCAACAUGCUUUUUUCCCCUCUCCCUUUAUGAGCAUUCUGCUGUAUGCAGUAAUGCUGAACAAGGAACUGAAAUAGCAUCUAAGUCUGUAUAAACACAAUCAGUUGAUAUGUAUCAAACGACAUAACGUUUUCCAGUUCUGUAUUUUUUUUACGUUUGUUAAUAAAAUAAAAAUAUUUUGAAUGACAUUCCAAGCUCAUUUACUUUAAAACAUCUUAGCCUUAGUUUAAUUUUUGGGACUUGCUGCUGUUGUCUUCAAAUUUGACUUUGGCAAGGAUUAAGCAGUUUCUGUUUAUUGUAAAUGACAAAUUUCAGACCCCAGGGUUUUAAAUUUUCAGUUUUAAAAAUAGUGAAAUACUGGUUCAUUCAAGUAAAUUCAACCAGAUGUUUAUAUUUCGAGCAUAGAAUCAACCCAAAUUGCAUCUUUGGACUUUAUCCCCAAAUGCUGACUUCUGAAGAGAAGUUUGACUGAAACUAAGUCCUGCACCCCCUCUCCUGCACCCUAAAUGGAUUUCUCAAUUCAUUGAUUAGAGACCAGCAUAUCUUGUCUUUGUAAGAGCUCUUGAACAGCAACUUUUGAAUGAUGCAAACUGUAAAUCACAUAUUGUCCAUGCCAUGGCACAUUUAGUGGUCUACAGAACAAUGUGCCUACAUUUAUACAAUACCCUGAAGUAAAUGGGUAAAUUCAUGUAGCGACUUUAUGGUGACAGCUGAUUAGUAACUCAGUCAUGUCAGUCCACUUGUUGACCUAAACUGUCACAAAAAAAAAAAAAUCCUGUGAGUUUUUGCAAGUUGUUUAAAAAGACUUCACUGUCGCAUCAGAAAUUUUACCCCAGUGUUGUCCUCUAUGACACUCAUUCUGCACAAUUCAUUUUCUUUCUCAUUUUUGUCUUUUCUAAAAGGAACAAGAGGUAUUUGGAAUGAUCUUUAAGUGCAUUUUAUUUGCCUGGAGUCCAUUUGUUUAUCAUGUGGAGUCUGGUGACGCCUUUCACCAAGUUCAUGCUGGCAUUUGCCAAAGAUACAGUUGACCUCCCCUCACCACAAUUGAAGUUCUUAAAACACAAACUUGAUGUUUUCCUGUGGUUCAGAAAAUAGUUUCCUUUUGGUUGAUGUGAAAUGUGAACUUACAUAAUUAUUCAGAACCAUUCAUUUUAUCUCUUCAAAUUAACCAUCGUGUAGUUUUGCCAUUUUCUAAGUCCCCAAAUGUAACAAUUGUGAAAAAUGUCAUGUGAUGUUUAUAAUUUGAGAUUUUAUCCAGAGUGAAAUAUACAUAAAGCGGAUGUGAUUUGUUGCUAAAUCUACCUAAAAUGGAAUUUGUAUGUGUCUACAUACAAACGUAAGGUUUAACAACUUUGGUUUGCCUGCAUUUACAGUCAUUGUAGACUCAUAAAUGUUGCGAUUUACUUUAAAGACAAAGUGGAUUAAGGUUUUUUCUCCAUUUCCUGUGAACUCAAUUUGUUUUUUUAGCUGUAUGAUUCCCCUCCUUUACCACAUCAUUAAUCAGAUAAUUUCUUCUUCUAGAAGCCUUAGAUUUAAACCAUUAGCUAUGCAAAGGUUAUUUUCAAUUAUAUUUCAAGAAAAGUGCUUUUUUUUGUAACUUACCACACUGAAAAAAAACGUGAAUCUGAGGAUGGAUCCAACAUUUGUAUAUGUGUUCAACAGGUUAUUCGAUGUCAGUUUUCCAAUACUGUGUAUCUACUCCAAAGAACGUUGGGGGGAGCCUCCUUUGAUUUUGAUCUGUGUUGCUGUGUUUUGCCGUGUGAUCUGUAUUGUAAAACAUUAACCAAAAGGGGAGGUAUGCUGAGACCAGAAACAUCUCCAGUGGUGCUAAAGAGCACUGAAGUUCCACAUUGAUUAUAGAUAUAUAUAUAUAUAUAUAUAUUUUAUUUUUUGGUUACACAACUCUGUGUAUGAAUGUGUAGCUUCUGAAGGCAAUAGGUACAGGCAAAAUUUAUGAAAAAUUUGGGAACCACUCUAUCCCCACUCCAUGGAUUGCCUGAAUAACUGUGGUCUGUGACAAACAUUUGCAGAUAUGAAUCCACACUGAUGGGCAGCAAGCACAGUACCAUGAAGAAAUUUGGUGUUCCAAUAGGAUAACCUAGUAAACUGUUCUUAAUGUCGUCUUUACAGAUGCUUGUGGCAGACUGGGGAGCUGCCUUAUGGAAAUGUUGCCUGUACGUACAUGGCUUUAAGAUGUUCAAGGCCUAUUAUCUGUAUGGCCAUCUAGGUCCCUGCACACCUCCUUUGGUUUGAGUAAAACUGCUAAUUGUCCUCUGUUCAUUGCCAUGUGCAGUAAAUGAGUAAAUGACAUGGUGAGAUCGCUGCUUACGUGAGCUGCAUACGGCAUGUGAGAGAGCAUGCCCAACACGAUGAGGUAGCUUGUACUAGAAAGGAGGACAACUGAUCGACUGUGCUUAUAGUCAUACUGCUGGUCUUCCCAGUCUGCUGAAAUGCUUGGGCAUGCUCCUUUAGUGGUUUCCGAGGAUUAUUUUUUAUUGUUUAAUAAUGGAAAUAAAUGUUGAUCGCAUUUAUUUUUGCUCUGUUCUUGUUAUUUCGAGUAGCACUUCUGCUGUUUAACUUUUUUUACAGGAAAAAAAAUGUAAUGUCAAUUUUGUGUGAAUUUUUUUAAUUUGGCUAUUCAUGGAAAAAUAAAGACUGUGUAUGCAAUUAAAAGUU
Messenger RNA from Paramormyrops kingsleyae, 11538 nucleotides. RefSeq names its product RAD54 like 2 (gene rad54l2). Lineage: Eukaryota; Metazoa; Chordata; Actinopteri; Osteoglossiformes; Mormyridae. Gene Ontology annotation, cellular component: nucleus. Gene Ontology annotation, molecular function: ATP binding; ATP hydrolysis activity. The record is from RefSeq and is a predicted model, not a curated record.